Molecule: messenger RNA, 1342 nt
Organism: Cadophora gregata
Lineage: Eukaryota; Fungi; Ascomycota; Leotiomycetes; Helotiales; Ploettnerulaceae
Exons: 1
Coding region: 1-957 (318 amino acids)
Source: RefSeq, a predicted model, not a curated record
AUGGACACCUUCCUCAAGAUUAAGACUUACACCCACGGUGAAUCCAACACAAAUCCCGUAAUACCACACGAUACAGAAGAUGAGAAAGAACAGCGCUGCUCUGCACCCACCGAAGAAGAUCAACUCCAUGCCAUUUAUCUCGCGGGACGUUCACAAGGCAGCCAGUCUGGGAAGCGAAACAGGACGCUUCCGAAAAGCAAGACUAAGGCUCUGACUCUGAGUAUCGAUACCGAGAUUGCGAGGGCGUAUGAACCGUACUACGCUCUCCCCAUCAUAAUCUCCCAUUCCGAGUCCCAACCUGAAGAAGAAAUCAGUGCCAGUAAUCAAUGUCCAGUCGGAGACUCACCAUCUUCAACCUCAUUUUCUCGACAACCCGAAUAUCCAGUUUACGAAACGAGCCUUGGGGUUUUGCCUGUGUCUGGAUCGCUUGCCGGUGCUGGUCACCUUGAAGACGAAUCGGGAGAUGAGUUUGAGAACGAGGAGGAGAGUCCCGAAUUAUCAUCAUCGCCUCGCAGCGGGUCGCCAAAAGAUAGGAGUGCGAAUGACGAUACAAGACUUAGCCUACCGAGUCUGGAGUCCGAAUUUGGACUUGGACUCGUGAAUAAGCUGCUGGCACCAGCAACUGAGCACGACAGCGACGAUGAGGCUAAAGAUAGUGAAGAGGACGAGUAUGGACUUGAGAAUCAUUCAUUCGAUCUAUCCCCUCUCUUAUCCUCACCUGCAGUCUCAACUUCAGCAUCGAACUUCGACUCAGACAUGGAGAAGCUAGAGGAUUCAGAUUCAGAAUUGGACUUCGUGGUUGUAGACAGUGAUGUUGAUAGUGAUGAAGAUGAUAUGAGAGAUGGUAAAGAAGAUAUGUGUAUGGGUGUCCGUGGUAUUCGUGGGCGUGGGAAUAGCGAUAGGAAGCUGGUUGUUGGGGUUUGGGGAUUAGGACGGAGAGGGAAAGGAGGAUGUUGAAUGGAAGGAUAGAAUAGUGGCUUGGAAUGUGGAAUGGAGGUUGGAGUUGAUGGGAUGGGUUGGCUUGGGGGAGUUGUAAUGUGUGAGGAUGUUUUUGAUUUUGCGUGUUGGAUGCGAGUGAGUUGGUUGAAGAGCAGCGACGUCGGGUUCUGAUAGCAUUCCUCCCUGUCGCUUGUCUGUUGAUCUUUUCCUGUCGAAUUAUGGUUCUCUUUCCGGUCUCGCUUGGCAAGUAUUCCAUUGUUAAUAAAAGCAUCUCCUACGACAUUUUGGCCGAGUCGUUCAUGUUUAUUUUAAAUUGUUCCGGUUUCUGAGCUGAAGCGUGUCUCGGUUACCCCGGGGAAGGUCUGAAGCACGGUAAUGGUAGCUGAGAGAUGCAAUGUGAAAU